AUGACCCUCCUUACUCCCUCCGCAAUCACCCUCUUCGCCUUCCAUAACGCCCUAACGCGCUACCCCGCCACGGUUCCCUCUAAACUCCACGAUCUCGACACAGCCCGUUUCACGACCCUCCCCGCCACCGUCGCGAAACGGAGAGAAGAGAGUGGCGGAGAUGCUUGGCUAGAGAAACGGGAAGUGCUCCAGUUGGUAGAGUGGAAACUAAAACAUGGCACAUUCCGCCCCACGCUCCUAAAGCUCGUCGACGGCAACCCCGCAGAGAAAAUCGUGGAGAGCACGCGCAAAGCCUUCGCAGCCCUCUCCCCAACGCCUACCCCCGCGUCUAUCGCCGCCGCACUCCCCCUCCUCACGCCCCUCUCCGGCAUCGGCCCCGCGACCGCCUCCCUCCUGUUAUCAGUGGCGGCGCCAGAUAGCGCGCCAUUCUUCUCCGAUGAGGUGUUUCGGUGGGUGAUGUGGGAGGAAGCGGAGGUGAAGGGGAAGGGAAUGGGGUGGGAGCGGAAGAUUGGGUAUACGGUUAAGGAAUACCGGGCGGUGGUUGAGGGGGUGGGGAGGGUUAUGGAGAGGCUGGGGGUUGGCGCGGGGGAGGUGGAGAGGGUUGCGUGGGUUUUGGGACGGGAGGGUGGGGAUUUGGGAGUGGGGAAGGGGGGUGGAGUAGGGGCGGAAGUUGAGGGGAAAGAUGAGGGGGAGGGGGAGAGAGAGAAGUUGAAGAAUGGGAAGGGCGUAAAGGGAGACCGAAAGGGGAAGAUUGAGAAGAAGACGGUGAAAGGGGGUAGGAAGGCUGUGAACGAAGCUGUGAAGGGCGAGGAGCCUCGGCGGAGUAAGCGGAAGCCUGUAGCUCAGGACCCGCUGGAGGAGUCGAAAGUUACAAAAAGGUAUGCCAUCACCAAGUCAAUCGGGUUCGAUUUGCAAGCUCACGCAUCACAGGAGGGUGAAGUAGUGAAUUAUAAGACCCAAUUAAGUCCCGAUAUUCCACUGAAUAUCAGCGCUCAAAAUCUCAGGUAG
This is a messenger RNA of Mytilinidion resinicola, 1008 nucleotides long. RefSeq lists its product as uncharacterized. The record is from RefSeq and is a predicted model, not a curated record. Bases 1 to 1008 code for a protein of 335 amino acids. The transcript is spliced from 2 exons. Lineage: Eukaryota; Fungi; Ascomycota; Dothideomycetes; Mytilinidiales; Mytilinidiaceae.